Toxorhynchites rutilus septentrionalis is the source of this 5366-nucleotide messenger RNA. RefSeq lists its product as uncharacterized. Gene Ontology annotation, molecular function: SMAD binding; DNA-binding transcription factor activity, RNA polymerase II-specific; RNA polymerase II cis-regulatory region sequence-specific DNA binding. Gene Ontology annotation, biological process: negative regulation of BMP signaling pathway. The record is from RefSeq and is a predicted model, not a curated record. The transcript has 2 exons. Lineage: Eukaryota; Metazoa; Arthropoda; Insecta; Diptera; Culicidae. Bases 2366 to 5149 code for a protein of 927 amino acids. Gene Ontology annotation, cellular component: nucleus.
GUAACGAGUUGAGUCGGCGAUCGGCUAGGAGUGAGUUGAGUGGCUUCAAUAGCUGAUAAUAGAGGUGCCAGCGGAAGCGAUCGUGUGACAGUGGGGUGUUGAUGGUUUUUGUUAGUGACAGAAACACGUGAAGAGUGUGCGGGUGGUGAUUGGAUUGUCCGGACCGAAAGUGAUCCUCCUCUGGGGGCGAUAAAAUUGCGCAAAAAUAUUGAUUUGCGAAGUACGGCCGUCUCACUCGGGCGAAUUCUCGCGCACACACACGCACACAAUCGCGCUGCACCGAGGCGCCUGUGUGUUUGUCACCACCAGUGACGUGACUGGCCACUGGUGUUGGAUUGUUUUGUCUAGCCAGUCUGCGUGUACGUAUAUGGCGGGGUCGAGUCCGACUGGUGCCGGUAUUGGUGUGGACCCGUCCGCGCGUCUGGUUGUGUGUUUGGCGAAUCUUUGCAGCAACAGUGGUGGUGGUGUGUAAAUACAUCGCUUAGCAUAAUAUAGCGAAAAAUUCUCUUUCGAAAGGUUCAUCACUCGGCAGACAUGUUUUGUUAGACAAACGUGAAGGUUCUGUUUUGUGUCGCGCGCGCAAGAUGGCAAGAAAUGAAUCUUGUUUGUCGUGAAGUGGUGUGAGAAAAGAGCAACGCAAAAAUAAAAGAAAAAAAAAUAAAACGAAUCGCGUACGGACGGACGGGAUGAGCAGAAAAUAGAUUCAAUGCAGUGAUUUUCAGAUUCAGCGAAAAUUCCAUUGUAAAUAAGAUUGCAAAGUGCCACACACUGUGGGUGAGAUGUGAGAUUGAUUGAUCCCCCGAAGUGACUGCAGCAUGCAAGGUCACCAUCGUUGUUGGAAGCAAAUCGGCCGAGAACCAAACGCUUUUUAAGUUAUCAAAUUACGAAAAUGGCUCUGAGCGGCAGCAGCAGCGCAGAGUAUUUGGCAAAUGUUCCGCACCAAAAUUGAAGAAGUUUGCAGAAGGCCUCCUUCCUCGCAGGGUCAGUCCGGGAGCUCAUAAUCGGCCAGCAAACGACGACAACGACUCAAGGAACGGAUACGCCUACUAGCACAGGAGGAGGAGAGUGACAAAUAUAAAUAAAACGUUGCGUAAGUGCAGCUCCUCUUCUUUCGUGUGUUUUUUUCUGUUAUAUCGCGCCGUGUGUUGUGUUGUCGAAUUUCGGACCACCAUCAUUCGCAACUUUUUUUUUCGCUAUUCGCCUGCCCCGUCGAAUUGUGUACGAACGAAACGAACGGCCGGACGUGAACGGACGACUCCUGCAGCUUGUGCCGAGCAGCGGAAACGCAGGAAUCAUCGAGACGACGACGGCCACGCGAGUGAACGCGAGAGCGGUCGCGGCGUGUAAAAAGUGGAGAAAGCAAAAAUUGAAGUAAUUUUAGUGCCAAUUAAAAUUAAAAGUUUGCAAGCCAGGCCAGGCCAGGCCAAGCAAGUACAACAACAACAACAACAACGAGAAACCGUGUAGUAGAAAAGGGGAAAAAGAUUCUUGGCACAUGGUUUCCGUUGGUUCGCUCGCUCCGUGUCUGGUCGGUGAUAAAUUUUUCACGAAUGCAUCUCACGGACUAGCUUGGCGGCGGCGGCGGCGGUUUUGAUUAACGCAACGAAAACAAAAAGAAGAGUUUGUGUGUUGAUACGACGUCACGUUUGCCUCGGGGGGUAUCCGACGUGGGAAUGUUGAAACGCGUCGUUCGGAUCUGGUCUACGUUAGGAUUGUGCUACUGCACCGUUACGGGGGCCCAAACGGAAGAACAUGACCUGAAGAUGUGCCGGUGAACAGGUGCAACGCAAUCGAUCGGUUAGUUUUGGCUGGGCAGUGUGGAUUGUGCAAGCUCGUGUUGAGGCUAUUCCGAUCAGCAAAAAAAGGAAGAGGUGAUUUCCCCGAUUGCAAACAGAAGCGAGAGUGCAAAAAGUGUCCCCACGAUCGGUAAUAGCUUCCAGAAGGUUCAUCGCCAGUGUGUGUGUAUGUGUGUGUAGAAUUUUCGGAAUCAUCCGGAAAUGGGCGGUGAAAAGUGAACCUCGAAAAGUAUCGAGCACCGUGGUUAGCCGGGCCCGAAAAUGUCCGCCCGUUGUGGCUAGUUUCGUCUAAUUGGAAUAUUGCCGUAACAGUGUGCAAGUGUGUGCUCCAUAAAAAAAAUUAUGGAAGAGUCUGAAUCGUAAAGCAAUAUUAUAAAAUAGCAAAAUAGGCUAGAGUGUGUCUAUGCAAAAAAAAAAGAAGGAAAAUAUAUUAAAAAAUCUAUUUAUAAUUGCGAGAGGUUAGCUAUUUCCCUCCACUCGACCUGGCCACUGUAUUCUUCGCUGGGAAAACAUUUCAAGAAAGAAACGAUCCGUACGGACGACGUCCGACGGCGGGAAAAUCUGCGAAAAUGACGGAAUAUGUGCCGCCGCAGCUGAUCACAGUGCUGAAAACAUACCAGGAUAAUGCACCGAAGAGUUUGCACGGUCCCGGAUUGUCGCUGGUCCAUCCCAGCAAGGGUGGACAACGGCCGGAGAGCCCCGAACAUGGCGAUGAGGAGUUGAUUGUGCAACCCAUUGUAGGACCCCUGCCGAUACCGUCGCAUCCCAUAAUGACCACACCCGAUCCGGAUUGCGGCGUGGUGCAGCUUACGAUGCUGGAGGGCAAAAAGAUCGGCUGCUUUCUGCUGGGUGGCGAAAUGCGGCUUUGUUUGCCGCAGAUCUUCAACAACAUUUUGAUGGAAUUCUCGGUGGAGCAGAUCAACCGAAGCAUCCAGGAACUGAUGGUCUACCUGUACAAUUGUACCGAUCAGCAGCUGCAGGAGUUCAAGCGAGCCAACAUUAUCCCCGACACGGCCAAAACGUGUGGGCUGAUCACCCGAACGAACGCGGAAAGGCUCUGCAGCUAUAUGCUGCACCAGGCGGACGGCACCCGGAAUCUGAAGGGAGCCACCACCUUUCGGGUGUACCACCGAUGCUUCGGGAAGUGUGAAGGUAUUUUCACGGCCGAGCUGUACUCCUUCAAGGAGCCCGCCUGCAUCGAGUGCUGUGAGUGUCAGGGGAUGUUUUCGCCGCAGAAGUUUGUCUGUCAUCAGCACGAUCGGCACGAGAAUCGAACCUGCCACUGGGGCUUCAAUUCGAGCAAUUGGCGCGCGUAUAUACACGUGGCGCUGGACGAACCGAAUCGGGACGCGUACGCGAAAAUUUUGGAGGAAAUCUGGAACCAGGAGCGGGACACGGAGAUGGAGCUGGAGUUGGAGCGAGAAUAUUGGAUCGCCAAAAGAAAGGUCAUCGACGAAAGUACGGGCCUGGUGACGAUCAAAACGGAGCCGCUCGGCGACAUUCCAAUGAAGAAGCCAAAGCUAAUCAACGAAGCCACCCUGUACCAGUAUAGCCGGCAGCCCAGCUCAGCAUUUCGUCCGUGGACGCAAAAAGCACAAAAAUAUGCACAACAGCAACUUCUCCUGCAGCACAUGGCGUUCAACGGAAACGGGAUCAUAAACGGAUCGGUGGGAGGGGUCGGUUCUCCCGGAGGAAUAUUAGCGCUCAGCCAAGAGCCUCCCGUGCUUCAGAAUCCGGAAAGUGUGGUGCGACUGUCGGAGAGUGAUAAGUUCGAGCGAAGUUUCCAGCCAAAUGUUGCCCUCGUCCCGCGGAAAACAGUGCUCUGCAAGGAACGUGAACGAGAACGUGAGCGCGAAAGAUUGUCCUCGGACAAGGAACGAUCGGUGAUCAAGUGCGAUGUACAAAUUAAGCAAGAAAGCCCACCCACACCACCGGCUGACAUGAUCCGAUCGGUGAUAAAGUGCGAUGUGAAGAUCAAACAGGAGCAACCACCGACGCCACCGCCACCCGAGCUGUCUCCCGGUCCACAAGUACCUUCCGCACCGCAAUCACCUUUACUCCCUCCAGUGGGCGCUCAAUUCUUGGUCGGUGGUCUAAUCAAGUCCGUUCCAUUGCCAUACAGUCCGGUCACUGAUGUGCACUCUGGAUCAAACGAAAUAACCUCAUCCACAUCACCAGUACCUCCCGCUGUCAUUAUGAACACCAUGAAUGGCUGCAUCAUCUCAGAGAAACCAAAGCUGCUGGUCAACGAGCAAAUUAGUCCACCAUCGCCACGUCGAACGCCCCUGCUAAACGAGGACCUGCACAACCAUCGAUCUCAUCUACCGUCGUCAGCUGUCAUACUGAAGAAUGGUGGAGACCCAGCGGCGAUGCCCGGAGCACCUAUCGUGGGAAAUCCCGAAUUCGAACUGUCCACCGAUACGGACGAUGACAGCCUGGCCGGUGAACCGGACAGCAGCAACAACUCGAUGGCACCACUCGACAUCAUCGGUGACGUUAUGAAGGAUGUCGCACACGAAACCCGAGACCAAAUACUAAAUAUAUUCAAACUUCUGAUACAGGAGACGGCACAAAUCCGGAACGAACACCUGAGGCUAUUGCAGGACCACAAGCAGAAAGACGAUUUGAUAGUGGAACUGCAGCGCGAUAGAGACGAACUGCAGCAGCAGGUGGCCCAGCUACAGCAGCAGCUAAAUCGAUCACUCAAAAUAGCCACAACGGAAGCGAGUGUACUGCAAAUGCAACAGCAACACCAGCAUGAAUUGGCAGCGGCCAGCGUCACCACCGUCAAUGGCUCUGCUCCUUCGUCCACUCCACCCUCACCGGUCUCGCUAGCUUCCAACAGUAGCAACAAUCAGCAGGUAGUGGUUGAGCGAAUAGAACGACGGAACAGUUUCCCGGAGAAAUCGGACGUCAUUAUGAAACCACUGAAGAAGUCACUCCGACGCAGCCCAGAUGAUUCUGUGCUUAUUUUGCAGUCUCCCCCUCCACCACCACCCCCUCCCUGCACGUUAGCGUUAUCUAUUCCAGCCAGUCUUUCAAUUACCGCCACCAGUUUGAAACCGGAUCCGAUUGGAUCUGGCGAAGAUGAGGACAAACCGCAGCAGCAGCAGCAGCAGUUACAGCAUCCAACAUCCAACCCUUCAGUACUGAACAGUGGCAGCAGCAGCACAAGUGGGGUGAUAGCUUCGCCCUCGCCACGACCACCAUCCAGGCCGACAUCGGCUGCUUCCACGGCGUCUAACGUAUCCACGAGUUCUCCGCAAUCCGUCGCAAUGGCGGCACUGGAAAACAGCUCCAGCUCUAAGGCCAGCUCCAAUGCCAAGGAUGCCAUCAAAUGUGCUAAUAACUGAUAGUUGAUCAUCUACCUUUGCUAAGAGGAACUGCUUCAUUUUCCAGCAGAGCAGACGGCGAUCGAUCGUCCACAAAAUCUUAUCCGUACUUGAACCGAUAAGUUAGUCGUCACACAUCGUGAUGUGAACUUUUCAAACUCAUUUGUCGAUAUUUAUCCCCGCCAAAAAAUAUGUUUUGCUACAUUUUUAGGUGAGGUAAUAAACCACUAGAUAUAAA